Molecule: messenger RNA, 12682 nt
Organism: Stegodyphus dumicola
Lineage: Eukaryota; Metazoa; Arthropoda; Arachnida; Araneae; Eresidae
Biological process (GO): microtubule cytoskeleton organization; axonogenesis; dendrite development
Cellular component (GO): synapse; microtubule; neuronal cell body
Molecular function (GO): actin binding; microtubule binding
Source: RefSeq, a predicted model, not a curated record
AUGGUUUUUUUUUUCUUUUGCAGGUGAGUUUAUCACGAAUUGUGUUCCACCAUGAGGCAGGUCUUCUGUCUUGGGACAUUGAAGCAACUGGCUGUAAUCUAAAUGGUUUAGAAAGUGUGUGCUCUGGGAUCAGCACGAAACAUCUCAGUGAUAGCGAUGUCUUAAUUCAACACUCAACGGAGAGUCUGGGAGUUGAAGUCCUUGUUAAUCCUACUGUGAGCACGCUGAAGCAAUGUGUCACUAAUCUCUUCUCCACCUCAACAGGACACAAACACCUCAUCCACGCUGGAUACACAUUCGCUGGUUCUGGUUCAUGGAUACUGCAAAAUGGCACUUUUUCUUUUGAUGAAUUCCUUGAAAUAUUUCAACAAGCUGAUGUCCAGAGUCAGAAACGUUGCAACAUUAACGUUCAUUGUGCUGAAGUGGGACCAUGGAAUGUCACAAACUUCGCCAAAGAUAUUUUUACUAAAGUAGCCAAUGUAACUCUUAAUCCACCAGCAAAAGUCAGUAAUGUUCCGGGAUCUGUGUAUCUCAUCGAUUGUUUGAAUAAAAUGCUCAACUCCCAAGCACUGGAGGAGAUGAUGGAAGCCUCUCCAUUAGUAGGAAAUAUCCGAUUUAAUCGACCUACACUUUACAUGUUUCCGGCAGGUCAAGGAGACUGUGCCUUGUUUGGCAUUAAUGGAUUUAACAUGCUCAUUGAUGGUGGGUUUAAUAGAAAACCUUGUUCUUGGGAAUUCAUACGCCACUUGGACAGACUUGAUGCAGUUUUAGUUACUCGUCUCUGUGAAAAUAAUCUUUGUGGCAUGUCCACUUUGAUGAAACGCAAAGCUUUGAAUAAUACGUAUCCUCAGAUUGGCUAUGUGUUCUGCAAUAUUGCGGAAGGCAAAACUUCGUCUCCUAAAGAUGAGAUGGCAAAAGAUAAAGACGAUCUAAUAGUAAGUGUUGUUAACGAGGGUCACAACUUUAUUCAAACCCUCAACGAGUUGAAACUGAAACCUCACCAAUGCUGGAGAGAUUCUUCUGUUGAACCUUUUGUUCUGUAUCACAAAGUAGGACACGGUACACUUGAAAUGCAUGUUCUUAGCCCACCUCGAGAUAGUAAAGAAAUGAAAGAAUUCCUAAUGGAGUGGAGCUCUUAUAAAGAAACCUUUUCCUGUAUAAAAUCUGGUUUAAAAGGUAAAAUUCUUGAAAGCACAAUUCCAUUAUCUCAUGCUACUUCAAUCUGCGCGAUCCUUGUGUGGCGUCCUGCCGAUCCAAAAGAUACAAUCACUAGAAUUUUGUUCCCUGGUAGUGCACCUCAAAAUAAAAUUUUUGAGAGUUUGGAAAAGCUGAAAUCUCUUGAUAUCUUGAAUCAGCCAGUUGUGACUAAAGCCUCCCUGACCAGCAUUUUAGUUGCUAAACCUGUCAGUAAUAAAAUUGAAAAACCUGCUUCCAGAGCAUCAAUUCCGAAUCGGAGGAACACUGCGUCUCCAGCUUUGUCGGUAUCAAGUAUUGCAUCUAGAAACGGAGAUGUUGGUGGCUUUAAAAAAGAUAUUAAAGAGACGAAAAAAGUAAUUAAAGAAGUAAAAAAGGAUAUCAAAGAAGUGAAAAAGGAAGUAAAGAAGGAUAUUAAGAGAGAUUCUGGGAUCAAAGAACUUAAAAAGGAUGUUAAAGCAGAUGUUCCUCAGAAAAAAGAGGUCCCUGCAAAGAAAGAUACAGCUGUAAAGGAAACCAAAAAGGAGACAAAAGAAGUUAAGAAAAUAGUAAAGAAAGAAAAUAAAGAAGUGAAGACUGUAGCCGACAAAAAGCCAGAACUGAAAAAUAUAUCGAAAAAGCCAGAUAUUUCAGGAGUCACAAAAUCUGUUACCGAAGUGAAAAAAUCACCAACUGUUAGGAAGACUACGACACUAGUUAAAAAGGACUCAGGCAAACCAUCUGCUGCAGUUAAAACAGUGGAAAAUAAAAAACCAUUAUCAAAAGUUUCUGAGCUUAAAGCUUCUAAAGAUAUUAGUAAUAAAAAAGCUGUUGAAGCUAAAGCUGUAACGAAGACGAAACCGAAAACCGCAUCUCCCGCCACCAAAACAACUACGAAACCAAAACCUGCUGCUGUACCUAAAGCUGGCAGCAAAAUGACGAAAGCGGUUGCUGCAAGUUCUGUUGUUGCUUCAGCAGUAGCUGUUACUGUUGCUGCCUUGGAACUUAACGAGAAAAAGGAAGAAGUUCCUGACGAAAUUGAUGAGGAAAUCGAAAAAGAAGUUGAAAUUCUAGAUGAGCCGAAAGAUUCGGGCGUUAAUGAGAAAUCAGAAGAGGAAGUAAAUGUAUCUCCUUUGCCACCGGAAGCAUUGUCACCAACUCCUUCAGAUUCUGUAUCUUUGACACCUUCAGAUACAUUGUCAUCGGCGCCACUGGAAACAGUAUCUCCAACGCCUCCACUCGCUAACGAGCCUGUUUCGACUGAAGAAAAGGAAGUUAAUGAAAUCAAAGAAAUUGAACAAGAUAUUAUUCCAUACGACAAAGAAUAUGCUCCAGAAGGUGACGUAAGCAAUGAUGAUAAUGAAAAACUGGAGAAGGAAUAUGAAGAAAUAAAUCCAAUAGAAAUCGAACUCGCCAAACAACAAUCAACUAGUGAUUUGAUGGCUACAUCUUUCGUUGCUGAAAAAGACUUGAAUGGCUGCGAAGUACAAGAAGAAGUCAUCACUGAAACCAAAAUUGUUAACGAUGAACUGGUACCUUCAAAUGCAACCAACUUUGAAAAUAAAGAAUUGGAAGUAGAGGAUGUUUAUGAAAAAGGUGCGGAUGAAGAUAUCGAAAAAUGUGAUAAUUAUCAAAAGGAAGAACAUAUUGAAAAGAAAGAAAUUAAUAUUGAUAACCAAUUAGCUGGUUUAUCUAUGGAAGGAAGCUUUUGCGCGGGAGUUAAUUCAUACGAGAAGGAAGAAAAUACCAAUGUUUCCGAGGAUAAUUUGAAAAACAUUGUAGAAGACAAUGUUUCAGAUGAAAUCAAUGUUACCGAUGCUACUGCAGCUAAAGAGGAUAUCACUAAAGACUAUCAGGACGAAAUUCCGAAACAAAACGAUGAGACAACUGCAAACUCAUCUGAAAUAUUGGAAGAAGAAUAUCGUACUAAUGUAAAUGAUGAAGAGAUGAUUACUCACAAGAGCGAAGAAACAAUGGAUGCUUUGGCACAGCAUUCGGAAGAUUACAAAGAUGAAUCGCAUGAACAAUUGAAUAAGAACAAAGAAAUAGUGGAUGAAUUGGUACUGCAAUCGCAAGAUAUUAAAGAUGAAUCUGACGAACAGUUGCAUCCUCAGCAUGUUUCAGAGUCUAAUAUUGAACAAGAAACGUCAUUUGAAGUAAAGACUGAUGAGCAUAGGAAUCAUCAGCUGUCCACAGAUUUAGAAGUCAACGAAGAUAGUAAUAUCAUAUCGCAAAACACAACCGAUGAACAGUAUGAUAAAGAAUCUGAUAUUCAGUACUUAGAAGAAUCCAUUCAUUCUCACUCGAAUUUUGAUCAGCCAAUGGACAUCGUUCACGAUGUGGAAAUGCAAGAAAGUUCUGUUGAUGAACCAGAAGAAAUUGUUCGAAAGGAGUCUUCCGUUUCGAUAACGCUGAAUGAUGAACCUGAGAGUGAUUACAUUGAUAGCUUGCGAAGAAAAAGUGGAACUGAAUCAGAAGAUGAUGUAGAUAUACAAAAUUACAUGACAAAAGAGCACAGAAGUUCAGUGGAACAAGAUAAAUUAUAUGUUAAGCAGGAUUCUGAAUCUGAUGACGAAGAUGUAGUUAAAAGCCCAACACCACAUGCGGUAGUUGACUAUGAAGGACAUAAUGAUGAUAUCAUACGUGAGAAUAAAAUCAACUCAGAUGAAGAGUACGAAACUCUACAUAAUGAUAAAGAACAUUAUGCAACUGAGAAGCAAGACUUUGACGAGAAGGAUCAUGAUUCAGCUGAAGAACAAGACACCGACGACGGUGAAAUGAUUAGGCAUCCAACUCCACCAAUGAAGUAUAGUGAAGAUGAAAUGCGUGAUCCUAUUGGUCAACAUUUUAUCACUGCACCUGGACUGAAAGAGCAGCCUGAUAUAGCAGAACCACUGUAUGAAGAAACUGAAGACAGCAGAUCGGAUGCAUCGCCAAGUCCAGUUAUAGAUCAACCUGUUUUCAGCAAUGCUGUCGAAGCAGAUUUUCCGGAAUUUGUAACUGUUUCAGGCGGAACUACUCCAUCAGAACCCCAGUCUCCUAAAUCUACGCUUGAUUCAAAGAAAUUUGCCUCUGAGUCUGGAAUGAUGGAGGUCUUAAGUGAACAUGAUUGCUCCGAAAGUUCUACUCAUAGUCCUUUGUGCCAAGAAAGUAAUACAGCUUUUGAUCUGCAAGUGAAUGAACAUAUUUUAGGAUACGAAAGUGAAUCCAAUCUGAAUAAUAAAAUUGAACAAGCAUCGGAUGUAAGCGUAGCAGAUCUAAAAGGUAAUGUAGACGAUCAGAGCAACGACUUUGGGGUAAAAUGUGAUACUUCUUUGGGUAUCGAAGAAAAUCUAGAUACUCGUAAACGUGAUGCUUUCUCAGAUGAUGAAAUCUGCAGUCAAACAGAUAAAUCUGAAACUCACAGUGAAGAGAAAACUGAUAGUGCUACAGAUGACAAAUCUGAUGCCCAUCCUGACGAUAAAUCCGAUGCCCACCCUGACGACAAAUCUGAUGCGCAUCACGAUGACAGAUCUGAUGUGCAUUCUGAUAAAUCAGACGCUCACUCUGAUGAUGGAUCUGAUAUCGCUGAUGAUAAUAAAUCUGAUGUCCAUCCUGAUGAUAAAUCUGAUGUGCAUGAUGACAGGUCAGAUAACCAGUUUGACAGAAAAUCGGACAUUUUGGAGGAUAAUCUAGGCAAUACGGCUGAUAUCCAUGAAGAUGAGAAUACACAGUUCCAUCAUCCUGCUGAAAGUGAAUUUGAAAGCAGCCAGAAAUCUAACAUUCCAUGCGAUGUAUCGCAUCGAGAUGAUGAUAGUCUCUUCACUAAAGAAAACUUGACUGAAGAUGUUCCUGAUGUACAACAAUAUGGUGAGUUGGAGAGUUCUCAUGAUAAAACGAUAAACAUUCACCAUGAUGAGGAUGAGCUUAUCAAGAACAAAAGUGAUAUACUUCAAGAACACGAAAUGCGUAUGAGUGAAGUUGAUGCAUCGAGAGUUGAAGAUGAUAUCCAAAGUAAUACACAUGCAGAUUUUGAGUGUGGUAUAUCGAGAGUUGGAGAUGAUGUUCAAGACAAUACUCAGGCAAAUGUUGAGUGUGACAAUUUAGAAGUUCAAACUCAGAAUGAAUUAGAUUUUCAUAAAGGUGAUAUAAUGCAUGAUGAAUUAAAUAUGUAUGGAGACAUGAAUUCCGUUAUCCAGGGUUCAGAAGAGAUCCAAAACCAUGACAUAAGUAUUCAAAAUAAUUCAGAGAUCUCUACUAAGGAACCUAGUAUGCCAGAAGAUGGUCCAGGAACACAGCUGGAUCACUUCAUUGUUGAUGAUGGAGUAAAGAAUGAAUUGAAUAGGGAAGAGAUGGAUGCAGAAGUAAAUAGGGAUUUGGAAGACCAUUUUGAUAAUGCUUGUCAUAGUCAUUCAACAGUUGAAAAUGAAGUUAAUCAAGAAUCAGGUUACAGUGAAGUAUAUAAAAAUUCAAAUGAAGCGUAUUUUGUGAAAGAGGAAUACGAAUCUAUAACAUCAUCAUCUAAUGCUACUGAAUUAGAUGCUCCCGGAGAAGAUAAAUAUGGAAUGACAGCUUCUGAAGAAUAUGGAAAUGAAAUGACUGUGCAGCGUACUGAUCCUGAUGAAGACGUAAUUCAGCAAAAUGCUGAAAAUUACUCAGUAACAGAAAGUAAAAUUCUUUCUGAAGUCACAGAAACUCAUCAGUAUGAAGCUGUGUCUAAGUGUGAGGAAAAUACUCACAUCUCGGACGAAACUUUUAUUGAAAGCUCAUUUAACAAAAAUGUAAUCUGUGAUCAAUAUUCCGAGUUUCCUGACACACUUUCAGAAGAAACUAAUAUAGGUCAAGCAAAUUUCAGUUAUGUAAGCAGCAAGAUAGAGACAGUAACAUCCAGUAGCACUUACGAAGACACAACUGCUGUUGAAGAAUGUGUUAUUAAUAGUAAAAGUGAUGAUGAAGUGAAUGAGAAAUAUGCUUUAUAUUCGACAGAAUCACUUGUUCAAGAAAAGGAUGCAGAAAAUUCCACAUCUAGCAAUGGUGUUGAAAGUACGUCAAUGAAUUUUCCUGAAGCAUCUCAUUUCGAUGUGCCCAAAGAAUUGAAUUCAAACAUAAAUGAAGAUGUUCAUUAUUCUUAUGAAACUAGCCAUUCAGAAGUAUAUUCACAGCUAUAUCAAGGCAGUGAUAUCGUGAGCGAACACCAAGAUGCAGGUAAGAUGAGUCAGAGCAAUGGUUACGAUAUUGCCGCAGCUGGGUUAAAUUUUGAUGCUUCUCUUCCCACAAGCUCUGUUGCCGAUGAAACUGCAGAACCGUCUUUCAGAACCGUCAAUGGGAAAGAUCAAUCAGCCUGGGAUCAUAGUUCUUCAGAAUAUGAAACACACGUCACAGAAACUAGUUCUAUCCAUACAGAAGCGUACACAAUAAAUACAGCUGAAAGUUGUGAAUCAAGCUACAUUAUUAAUUCACGUUUCCAUUCCGAUUCUCCUGAAGAUAACAUAAUGAGAAACGAUUCCUCUCCAGAAGUUCCCUAUCCUGUUGAUACUACAACUCCGUUUGCAGAACUGAAAAACUCGUCAGAAAUUCAUACGGAAUCGUACGUUCAUUCGAAAGACGAUUAUCCUAAAAAUAUUAAUUUCUCAAACGCAGGUAGUGUUCCUUUGUCACCAAACAAUAAAACACGCAAUUCUAAUCAUGACGAUCCUUAUGGUGAAUCAUCAGAAGAUGAGGACAGUUCUUCUUUACCUGGAACAGUAUCUCCCUAUGCUUAUACCAAUAAGGCUUACACGAGAGAGGAGGGAGAUGUAGAUGGAAACCAUAUUUAUAAAGAAUCCAUUGCUUUUGAACAAUCUUCUGAAAUCAUCAAACAGGUGGAAUUUGAUGGAAAUAAUCCUCAACCUUUAGAAACGCAUCAAAUGGGAUCUGUUGUGAGUAGCUUCUCUCAAGGUUAUCAAGAUAUACAAUACUCUGGGGACACAAACUAUGAUUUCCGCUUAGAAGAGUGGGGAAAACCUAUGGGCCUGCCCACUCCUCCUGACAAUACACAAAAGACGCUUACGAAAAAGACUGAUAAAGCUGUUACUAAAACCUUGAACAAAAGUGAUGCCAAUGGCAAAGCUUAUUCACCAUCUGUUUCAACCAAAUUGUCUUCCCCUCUAAAGAAACCCAAGCCUAAGACAGCCAAAGAAUCUAGCAUCUCUCCUGUGUAUGUUGACCUAGCGUAUGUUCCUCAUCAUGGUGAUCCUCAGUACUGCGACGUGGAAUACUUCAAGAAGAUCCGAGCACGAUACUACGUUUUUAGUGGUAUCAAUCCCAGCAAGGAAGUUCUAAAUGCCCUUUUAGAAGCAAGGAAAACUUGGAACGAAGAUCUAGAAAUAACCAUCAUACCGACAUAUGAGACGGACAUCUUGGGCUACUGGAUGGCCCAAAAUCAGGACGACUUAGCCGAGUAUUCAAUAGAGGUUGCUCCUUCGGCGAGUCGGUGUACCGUGAAUCUUCAGGAUCAUGAAACUAGUUGUGCUGCUUACCGUCUAGAGUUCUAAGGAAAUGACUUAUCAAAGUUUUAAAUUGCUUCCGUUAAUGGGUGCUUCUUUGUUAGCUUUCAUCUUCAGGAAAGAAAGUUUUGAAUCAAAUGAAUAGUUAAAAAUCAAUCUCAAGGUAAAGGGACAUUUCCUGACUUUUAUGUUCAUUUGUGACACCCAAAACAACUGUUAUUUUCGUUACUCUAAUUAGGCGUUUUGAAUGAAUAUUUAUCUAUAUUUUAAGGUUUUUUUCAAAGUAGAGUACAGCAUAAUCAAUUUGCAUUUUUGAACGAGAAUACAAUGUAAAAGAUACAUUAUUCAACUUGUAAUGUUUCACGGCAUGCUUACUUAAAAUCUAUUUUAAAAUUUCAAUGAACUAUGUACUCUACCUUGAAAAAUUCCAUUUAGUGCCUAAUCGAAAGAGUGAGAAACUUAUGUAAAAGAAUUUGCAAGAAAAAAAUAUCAAAAGUUUACUUAAGGGCACCCUGAAAGUACUAGUCCAGUGAAAUUAUUCUCAAAUUAAGAAAAAUCUUGAUGUUUCUGUAGGAUUUCCUAUUUAUUUUCACACUGGUGGCUGUAAAAUCGGAUUUAAAGAUAAUGAAAGAUAAAAACUUAGUUGCCUUUGUCCAAACACUUUUUUUUUUUUUGUCAUCUUAUUCUUUCGAAUAAUGAAAUAUCACUGUGUGUUGCAAGGGAAAUGGAAAAAAUUUGCAUUUCCUAAAUAGUCUAGUAACAUUCCCAAAACAUAUACUGGUAUUUAAAUUAUUUGUUUGCAUUUUAUUAGAAGAAAAUGAGAUUAAAGAUAAAGAACAAAAGCUUAAAAGUGCAUCAAACUGAAUGUCUUUGGUAGUCGUUUGAGAACGAUUAAGAAGAGAGAAAUACUAAUUUAAAAGAUGUUAUUUUCCUUGUAAACAAUGCAUUGUACGUAUAUAAACAUAUAAGGGUAAUUUUUCUUAUGAUUAGAUUUGUUAACACUUUGUGCUCUCCGGGUGCCUUUAAAAAUAUUUUAAACUUCGAAAGAGGUUGUUUUGCUUCUGGUUCCUUUGAGGCAAUGUUGAUGUUAUUUCUUUAAUAAAAAGAAUGUAUUUUAGUCGUAUGGAAUUUAUCCUAUAUACACUUCAUAUUAGUGUCUGUGUUGAAUUCUUACGGAAGAAAAUUAUUAAUCUUUUAUACCAAAUACGAAGAUUUUUGUGAUGUACAUAAAACUAAAUUGUGGUCCUUUAAUAAAUGAGCAUGAAUUUCACAACACAAAUUUUACUUUUUCACUUGUGCUUACGCUUUUUUAACUUUUGCAUUUUUAUUUGAUUUUUAUUAACUUUUUAAUACUUACAUGUGAGAUCGUUUGUUCCGAUAUUCUUCAAUGUUCAUUACUUCAACUGUUGUACUGAUCAUGCAUUAGUUUUUAUUCAUAUAAUCAUCUGUAAAAAAAAAUAAAAAAGACAAAAGAAGCUAUUUUUAAUUGAAUUUUAUCUGUAGGAAGUGAAGUUUGAAAGUUAUAGUGUAUUUCUUUUAUAUACAUGAUUUCUUUUUGGUGUCAGACAUCAUUUUGAUGCUGAGAAGAAAAACUGCUUAUAAAUCUAUUGUACCUGUAUAUUGAUUUUUAUAAGAAAUAUUAAUUAAAAUGUUUUAAAUUUAUGCAUCUUCGUCAAAAGUAUCGUGCGAAGUGACAACAUUUUGCUUUCUUUAGCUGUAUGAAAUCUUUAUGGAAAUGUUUAUAAGAAAGUUCUACUGAUAAAUUGCCUUGGUAAACUGUAUUUCGAAAGGAAUGUUCUUCAGGGUAAAAAAUAUGUUUAAAUGGUCACCAAAAAAAUUUUUAAGAAAUCAUAUGAAUAAAAAAACAUUUUAAACUUAUUUAGUUUUUAUGUUUGCUAAAAAAGUAUUUUUAAUUUUUUUAAUCGGUAAAACAUCUAUUUUGUUGACAUUUCGAGAAAAAAUUUGUUUUUGUUUUCAUACUUCGAAAAAACCGCCAUUUGUUACUAGAAUUCCGACAUUUUAUUGUUUUUGCUUUGUAUAGUUAGUAGAAGCAUAUUGUUAGUUAAUUAAAAUAUUUCGAGUUAAUUAAAUAUUAAUUGAAAACAGCUCACUUUCUUGAUUAAUAGCUUAACUAUUUGGAAAUGUGCUUUAGUUUAUUGAAAUGUGAAUACUGCUAUGCCAGAUGCAUGUGAGAUGCCAUCCUGAAGUAUAUAAUAUAUUCUUUCCUCAAUUCUGAUCUCUUUUGUUCUAAAAUAAUAUUUUCAUUUCUACAGUAUAUGUCAUUUAAAUAACUUUUUAUAUUUACAUACUUAAUUCAUCUAUACCUUAGUUACAAUAAAUUUGGUGAAAACUGUUAAUUUUUAUGCUAUGUAACCCUAACAAGUUAAUAUUUCUUGAAAUUUUAAGGGACCAUUUAAUUGCCUAUUUGUGAAAGUAUAUUUUAUCCUUCACUUGGAUGAAUGCGCUAAAUUAAAGCGAGUACACUUAACGGAGAAAUAGCAGCUUCUGAAAUGUUAAGGCAUAAAAUUAAUUGUCUUAAACUAAUUAGUUGAUGUUGAAGUACGCUCAUAUGCCACGCACAUGUGAAAGAAUUUGAAAUGUCUAAUUUUUCAUUUUCAGUACAUUCUAGGGGAAAAAACUAAUAUUUAUGAUAUGUUUAGUAAUUCCGAACUAUAAAUUAUUCUAUGUAAAUUCUUUAUGUAACUUUAAAGUAUUAUAUGUAUUUGUUUUUGAUAUUUUGAUAUGCAUAUACAUUUUUGUAUUAGUGCUAGUCAGUUUUGCUUUGUCUUUUUAUUGAAUUAUAUUUAUAUACUUAUCAACUGUUUGCAUCUAUUUUUCUUUGCCGGAGAAUUCCAAAGAUCAGUUGAGUAUUCCUAUUUUGUAUUUGUUCAGCUGAAUCAAUAAUUGAACUGAUAGAACUAUGUAGCGUCAAUCUCUUCCCCCCCCCAAAAAAAACUGCAUAUUUUUAGCUAAACCCAAUAUUGUAAACAGCUUAUAUUCUUAAAUGCUUCUCAUACGCUUUGUAAUUGAAAACUUCCAUAGGAAUAAGCGUAUUUCAUUUUAGAAAAUAAUCCGAAUUCGGCAUAAAAUACUGUAUGCAUUAUCAAAAGAUACCAAAAGAAAUGUGGAGGUGGUAAACUUUUUCUUUUCAUAGAAUUUGUGAACAGUUUGGCAGAAUACUAAUAUUUUUGAGAUUUCUGAUUACAUUUUUAUACGCAGUUAUAUAUAUUCAUCUUUACGAAGCAUUCUUCGUAUUUAUGUAUUCAAAAGUUCGAUUUUAUUCUGUAUUUUGUCCACUUUUCUUAGGCAGCCAAUCACGGAUGGUAUACUUUUUUGUACAUCAGUAAGAUCAGAUUCAUUGAAUGGCUGGCUAUGAACUUGAUUUGUGCACGGUGGUUUCCAGAUGCAUUUUUAAAGCGGAAGAAAUUUAAUUUUCAUCUCGUAGAAAUAAUGUUUGAGUGUCGAUAAGCAGACGAUCCUUCAAUAUUUUCUUUGAUGUUAAAGUAAUUUAGAAGUAAACCACAUCUCUGUAUAAAAAGUAUCGAUUCUCUUGAGUAUUUCAUCUUUAUCAUAAUGUGUUAAUGUAACUUCAGUCAAAUAUGAUCAGUAUUUGGGAGCCACUGGUUUACAGGAAGCCAUUUUUAAUAUUUUCUACCGAUGGUCUUGUGUGUGCACUGUAUUUUCAAUAUACCUUUCAAUAUUUGUUUUUUCGCUGAUGGAAUGUAAUUUAGGGUAUUUUAAUGAUUAGUGUGUUUUUGCUAAAUUAUUUUCGAGGUAAUCUUUUAGAUUUAUAUACAUUAUAUACACAUAUAUUUACAAUUUUUAAUCUCUUGCAAGGAAAUACUUGAGUGUUACCUUUUAGAUGCUUCUUGUCAUCAUAUCCUUAGUUCAAGAAAAGGCAUUAAAUGAUAGCUAUGCAAAAGUACGAUUUAUGUAUAGAAUGAUAGCUUGUCGAGUUAUUGCGAGAGAAAAGGAAAUAACGUGAUACAAAGAUUUUUAGAACUAUACAGGAACAGGUAUUUUAAUAAUAUGAUGUGCCAAACCACGUAAGCGGCAAUACAUUUAAUUCUGAUCAGUCUUUCAUUAUUAUUCCCACUGAAAGCAGACGAUAAUUUUUAUUUUUGUCUUCUGUAUUUCAGUCGCUGCUUACGUUGGUUUUACGUAAAUGAGUAAUGCCUUGAACUUCAAAAUCACGAGCUUUAGAACUGUUUUGCUUUAGUUUAUUUUCCUUGCUAGCUGAUAUAUUAGAUUAACUCAGUGUCUUGCUUAGUGUGAAAGAUUAAAGAAUCUUAUUCGCUUUUCAGGCAGUUUAUUACCAUGCAAAUGUCAGCUGUAGUUACUGUAGAGUAUUAGGUGAAGUGAAAAAAAAAUGCCGCAUGUAUGCUGUUACUGCCCAGAGCUUCUAUGUUGUAUGCUGAAACAGUGUCACCAAAAGCAAUGUAUUUGUGUUUCAUUUAAUGUUCUGCGUAUACUUCCUCUAUCAGAAAUGUGCGAGCUUAUGCUAAUUCUGCAGAUUUACUAUGUUUGUGAAAUAAUUAUCGAAUAUUAGGCAAUAAAAUUAUGUUCUGUUUCAAAAGCCUUUUUUAUUUCAAUUUUUAUUAUUUGCUUCUUCCUACGACUGAUCAUAUCGUUAAUACUGAAAUGUGUUCAUUAACUGUUAUUUUUAUCAAUGCUAAUUAGUUUGAAACUAGAAAGAAAACAUAUGUUUUAAAAUAGUGUAUAAAAUUACUGGUAAUAUAUUUCUCAAAAUAUUAAUACAGCAGAAUAGCUCGCAAAUGUCUGAACUUGUUUUUAAUAUUCCCAAUUUUCGUUAUCGCAUGAAUGGAAAUAGAAUUCCAUAAAGAGGGAUAUUCAUGUUGACUUGCUUUCAUGUUUCACCUGACAUUAGUUUUUGCAAUAUUUUUAAAUAUUAUGCUUCUUGUAUGAAUGCUCUGCGGGCACUGUGAUGUCUGUUGGCACGUUUUAUCUGCGUCCUUCAGCAAAUUUUUGACGCGUCUGAACUGUAAACUGUACGUUGUUAAAUAAAAGUUCAGUGUAACUUAUAA